AAGUUUAAAGGAAUUCAGUCAGUUUUAGACUGUCAUCAUAUAAAGUCACUUUUAUUUUUAUUAAUCUAUUCGUGAUCUUAAAACAUUCAAAAUGUAUCGAAUACCAAAAUACCUACCACAAGGUAUUGCAUCCAUUGCCAAAGAGUCGUCAUAUCGUUUAGUUAAAAAUAGUAAUUAUAAUCAAUUAACACGUUGUUUGGCAACAACAUCUGUUGGAGAUGUUCUAUUUCCAAGUAAGUCAGAUUUUCCGAGCCGCCAUAUUGGUCCACGAAAGACUGAUGUUGUGGCAAUGCUGGAUAGUUUAGGAUUCAAGUCACUGGCAGAGCUUACAGAACGGGCCGUACCAAAAGAAAUACAAUUAAAUCGAGAUUUGAAUCUAGACAAACCAUUAAAUGAACAUGAGCUUAUAGUUCGUAUACGAAAUAUAGCGAAAAUGAAUAAGAUUUGGCGUUCAUAUAUCGGUAUGGGUUACCAUAAUUGCCAUGUUCCUCAUACAAUAUUACGUAAUAUUUUUGAGAACCCCGGCUGGACAACCCAGUAUACGCCAUAUCAACCCGAAAUAGCGCAAGGUCGUCUAGAAUCUUUGUUAAAUUAUCAAACACUUGUAUCUGAGAUGACUGGUCUAGAUGUAGCAAAUGCUUCGCUUCUGGAUGAGGGUACGGCAGCCGCUGAAGCCAUGUGCUUAUGUACCAGGCACAAUAAGCGCAAAAAGCUUUUCCUUUCAAACAAAAUUCACCCACAAACUCUGUCUGUGGUAAAGACAAGAGCCGAUGCUCUAGAACUUGAGAUUGAAAUUGGCUCCAUUAGCUCUGCAAAUCUAGCAAGCAGGGAAUAUUCUGGUAUACUUCUUCAGUAUCCUGACACAUAUGGCGAUGUCAAGGAUUUCGAAGACAUUGCUACUUUGGCCCGUAAAAAUGGUACCUUAGUUGUGGUCGCCACUGAUUUGUUGGCACUGACGCUAUUGCGACCACCUGCAGAGUUUGGUGCUGAUAUGGCAGUAGGUACCUCGCAACGCCUCGGUGUUCCUCUUGGUUAUGGUGGUCCUCAUGCUGGCUUUUUCGCCUGCAAGCAAAGUUUGGUUCGUCUGAUGCCAGGUCGAAUGAUAGGUGUAACCCGAGAUAUGGAUGGCAAUGAUGCCUAUCGCCUCGCAUUACAAACCCGUGAACAACAUAUUCGAAGAGAUAAGGCCACAAGUAAUAUUUGUACCGCCCAAGCUUUACUUGCUAACAUGUCAGCGAUGUAUGCAAUCUAUCAUGGACCCGAAGGCCUUAAAGACAUUGCUAACCGAAUUCAUCAUUUUGCAUUAGCCCUACAGACGGGACUUAGUGAUGCUGGCCAUGUCGUUAACAAUAAGUAUUUCUUCGAUACAUUGCACAUACAGCCAUGCAAUGGCCUUACCACAGAAGAUGUAAAAUCUCGAGCAGAAACAAAACAAAUUAAUUUCCGGUACUUUGCAGAUGGAACAAUCGGUGUUGCCCUAGAUGAAACUGUUGGACCGAAAGAUAUCGAUGAUAUACUUUGGAUCUUCAAGUGCAAAAAUCUUGAUGAGGUUUUAUCCCAAAGUGAUAUUCUUAAAAAUUCAAUUGAAAACUCAAAGUUCUAUAGAACAUCACCGUUUUUAACCCACCCAAUUUUCAGUUCGUAUCACAGUGAGUCACGCAUGGUUCGUUACAUGAAAAAGCUGGAAAAUAAAGAUGUAUCAUUGGUUCAUUCUAUGAUACCAUUGGGAUCGUGCACAAUGAAGCUAAAUUCGACAACAGAAAUGAUGCCAUGCUCUUUCCGACACUUUACAGAUAUUCAUCCAUUUGCGCCGAUAGAUCAAGCUCAAGGCUACCAUCGUAUGUUUGAAGAGUUGGAGCGUGAUCUGUGUGAGAUCACAGGAUACGAUAAAAUCUCCUUCCAGCCGAAUUCAGGAGCUCAGGGUGAAUACGCUGGUCUAAGAGCUAUACGUAGCUACCACGAACACCGCAAUGAGGGUCACCGCAACAUUUGCCUAAUUCCAAUUUCUGCUCAUGGAACCAAUCCUGCAUCUGCUCAAAUGGCAGGUAUGAAAGUUGAGCCAAUUCGUAUUCUAGCAGAUGGAAGCAUUGAUAUGGCGCAUUUGCGUGAUAAGGCAUCUGAGCAUGCUCGUAAUCUAUCAUGCCUUAUGAUCACAUAUCCCUCAACUAUGGGCGUAUUCGAAGAAACCGUGGCCGACAUUUGCGAAUUAAUUCAUAGACAUGGGGGCCAAGUGUAUUUAGAUGGCGCCAAUAUGAAUGCCCAAGUGGGUCUUUGUCGCCCCGGUGAUUAUGGAAGUGAUGUUUCCCAUUUAAAUCUGCACAAAACUUUCUGUAUUCCACACGGUGGUGGUGGUCCAGGAAUGGGUCCAAUUGGAGUUAAGUCACAUCUUGCCCCCUAUUUACCAGGUCAUCCUGUAAUUAGCCCGCUCGAAAGUGAUGACAAUAGUUUUGGCGUUGUGUCCGCUGCACCUUUUGGCAGCUCUGCCAUUUUGCCAAUAUCAUGGUCGUACAUUAAACUAAUGGGUAGUCGGGGCCUAAAGAGGGCCACACAGGUUGCUAUUUUGAACGCCAAUUACAUGUCCAAGAAACUAGAGCAACACUACAAAACGCUUUACAAAGACCCCAAAAACGGUCUUGUUGCUCAUGAGUUCAUAUUGGAUAUAAGGGAUCUUAAGAAGACCGCAAAUAUCGAAGCCGUCGAUGUGGCGAAACGUUUAAUGGACUAUGGAUUCCACGCUCCUACAAUGUCAUGGCCCGUCGCAGGCACCCUUAUGAUCGAGCCCACAGAAUCUGAAGAUAAAGAGGAAUUGGAUCGCUUUUGCGAGGCAAUGAUUUCUAUACGUGGAGAAAUCGCCGAAAUUGAAGCUGGGCGUAUGGAUAGAAAUAUUAAUCCCUUAAAAAUGGCACCCCACACUCAAUCACAGGUCAUCUCUGAGAACUGGAAUAGACCUUACAGUCGAGAAUUAGCAGCAUUUCCAGCCUUAUUCAUUAAACCUGAAUCAAAAAUUUGGCCUACCGUUGGGCGCAUUGAUGAUGCAUAUGGUGAUAAACAUCUAGUCUGUACAUGUCCACCAAUUUUGCCCGAUCUUUAGAAAUUAAAUACAUAUGUAUACAAAAACAAUUAAACUUUUAAAUGCA
This is a messenger RNA of Lucilia sericata (common green bottle fly), 3137 nucleotides long. Its product is annotated as glycine dehydrogenase (decarboxylating), mitochondrial. NCBI's taxonomy places the organism in Eukaryota, Metazoa, Arthropoda, Insecta, Diptera, Calliphoridae. Bases 92 to 3091 code for a protein of 999 amino acids. The record is from RefSeq and is a predicted model, not a curated record. Gene Ontology annotation, molecular function: glycine binding; glycine dehydrogenase (decarboxylating) activity; pyridoxal phosphate binding. Gene Ontology annotation, biological process: glycine decarboxylation via glycine cleavage system. Gene Ontology annotation, cellular component: mitochondrion; glycine cleavage complex. The transcript has 6 exons.